AUGGAUGCAGAGCUGAACGAUGUCAAUCUUCGUCGUUGCCGAUUAAAUUUAUGGAGUAAUUAUGCCGGCUAUGGUUUUAGGCUCGAAGCUUCACCACUACCACCACAUAUUGUUCAACUUGUUGAAUCGAAUAGUCCAGCAGCUGCUGGUGGUCUUAGAAUACGCGAUCUCAUUCUAGCUGUUAAUAAUGAAAAUAUGUGUAAGUCUAGUUAUGAUGAACUAAAAUAUAUCAUUAAAAAAGCACGAGAUACAGAUGAUCAUAUUGACUUACUUGUUAUUGAUCAAGAUUUUUAUAAAAUAUUAAAGGAAAAAAAUCAAUCAAUCCAUCCUAGAUACGCGAAAACUAUUGAAACACCACGAACAAUGCCAAGAGAUUAUGAAAAAUUUCCAAAACAUCAACCACGUAUCUGUGAAAUACAUUUAAAUACAAAUGAUACAUCAUUCGGUUUUCAAACUAUUAAUCCUUUAAAUAAUGCUGGGAUAUUUAUUCAAGAAGUAUAUCCGAAUUCACGUGCCGCUAAUACAUCAUUACGUAAAUAUGAUCGAAUUAUUGAAAUUGAUGAUGACUUUGUUGAUAAUGUGCCAAGUAGUACUAUCUUAGAAAAAUUACGUAUAGCACAAGAAAAACGACACGUGAAAUUAUAUGUUAUUGAUACGGAGACCUAUGAAUUUUUUCAAUCAAAUAACAUACCACUAUCAUCAGAGGAAUGUCGAGAAAAUACAUUUGAAAGAAGAUUCUCGACAAAUUCAUGUACCGAGAAAGAUAAGAGGUCAUCAUUAUCAUCUUAUAAAUUCGGAACAAUAUGUGCAUCAUUUCACAGUGGAUCAAUCGAAGUUGAAAUGGGUGAUAUAACAAAGAAACGGGUUGAUGUUAUUAUUGGUAGUUCAUCAUCGCGAAUCUUAAGACAAACAAUAAUAAAAGCAGCUGGCAAUGAAACUCAAGCAGCGUACGAUCUCGAAUUAAAAAACCAUCCGAAUUUUGUACUAAUGGCACUACCAUCGGGAACUCUACCCUGUAGACAAAUAUUCCUCGUUAAAUGGAAAUCCGACAAUGAUGAAGGGAUACUUCAACAAUCUCUUGUUGAUCUCAUGCAUACUGUUGUACAAAAUGUUCAAGAACAUCAGUUUACGUCAAUUGCAUUUUCAGCCAUUGGAUGUGGAAAACACGGCUGUUCAUUAGAUAUUGUAGUUAAGAUUAUGGUUCUAGAAAUGAAAAAACAUCUUAUAACAAGAAAUUUACCAUGGACUGUAAAAUUUGUUGUUGAACCUGAUCAAGAAAAUAUUUAUGAUGAAUUUUGUAAACAAGUAUUAACUACACAGGAUGGCCUACAUGAACCAAAGUUUUAUCAAUUGCCAUCAACAUGGGAAAAAUCAAGACAACAUAAAAAUCGCUUUAGAUUGUCCACUACGACAAAUGAAUACGCAUCCAUUGUUUCCAGUUUUGAUCAAGCGAUGAAAGAAAAAUAUACACAGAUAAUCAAAAUUGAACGUGUUCAAAAUGAACGAUGGUAUAUGCAAUAUUUAGCACAUAAAGAAGAUUUUGAAAGACGUCUUAAAAUGGAUACGGAAGUAAGUUUAUAUCAUGGUUGUUCUGAACAAGCUGCUCAUUCAAUUAUCGAAGACUGUUUUAAUAGAAGUUUUGCUGCAGUUCAUGGAACUGCCUAUGGCAUUGGUGUUUAUUUUUCAUCGAAAGCAGAUUAUAGUCAUAAAUAUACUGAAACAAACACAAAUGGAGAACGAUGCAUGUUUAGAGCACGAGUUUUAGUAGGAAAAACCAUCAGAGGAAAUAAGUCAAUGAAAACUCGACCGCUUGGAUUUGAUUCAACUACUAAUGAAAAUCAUAUUUUCGUUACAUAUCACGAUGCUCAAGCAUAUGCUGAAUAUUUGAUUACAUACAAAUGA
Molecule: messenger RNA, 1902 nt
Organism: Rotaria sp. Silwood2
Lineage: Eukaryota; Metazoa; Rotifera; Eurotatoria; Philodinida; Philodinidae
Source: the annotation of a GenBank genome assembly